CUGUCAGGUUUAUUAAUGCUGGGCUCCGCGCCGCGCACGCCGUCCCCCCGCGUCCCCGCGGCCGUGCUGCACGCCCGCUGCUACUCCCAUGGGUCGCAGGAGUCGGACGAGGAGUUCGAUGCUCGCUGGGUGACGUAUUUCAACAAGCCAGAUAUCGACGCCUGGGAGCUAAGGAAAGGCAUAAACACGCUCGUGGGCUACGACCUGGUUCCGGAACCAAAAAUCAUCGACGCAGCUCUGAGGGCGUGCAGACGGUUAAACGACUUUGCCAGCGCGGUCCGCAUCCUGGAGGUGGUGAAGGACAAGGCAGGACCUCACAAGGAAAUCUAUCCGUACGUUAUCCAGGAACUUAGACCAACUUUGAGUGAACUAGGAAUCUCCACUCCAGAGGAACUGGGCCUGGACAAAGCAUAAACCAUGUUGGUGCAUUACUUGAGCAUUUUUCCUGACACAACCUGAUUGUAUGCAGCCGCCGCGGGGCUGCGGUGUUAAGCGGCCUCUUGUUUCACCUAACUUCAUGGCGCCGCCAUGCUGCGGUGCGGGCCCGGCCUAAUAAAGGGAAGUUUGGCCUGAC
Messenger RNA from Oxyura jamaicensis (ruddy duck), 574 nucleotides. RefSeq names its product cytochrome c oxidase subunit 5A, mitochondrial. Lineage: Eukaryota; Metazoa; Chordata; Aves; Anseriformes; Anatidae. The record is from RefSeq and is a predicted model, not a curated record. Gene Ontology annotation, cellular component: mitochondrial inner membrane. The coding region runs from base 16 to 414 and encodes 132 amino acids. The transcript has 6 exons. Gene Ontology annotation, biological process: mitochondrial electron transport, cytochrome c to oxygen.